CAACACGCCACCCCGUCGAUUCCUUUCCGAGAGGCGAUAUCAGUAACGCCAGGUGAUAUGAUUUCGAAUGACCAGCUGCAAGCAUAUUGACGUCAUCAGACGUAAUAGAAAUGUGCGUCGACAGCCAAUCAAUCGUGUUUUCCUUUUUAACAUUGGUCUGCACAUUGAACUCAACAGAAACUACCAAUAAUUGAAAGAAGAAGCAGUACACGGAAAAUAAUAGACACAAACGUGCCGCUGCUAGGGAGACGCGACUUGGCGUGUCCUUCCCAAGAUGAAGUUAUUUUGACAGGAGAAGUCCCUUCCCAUCGCUUUUGUGGCGGUAUUUCCGGAGAGAGCCAAGUGGACGAGGAUGCGGUUGUGCAAGGAGCGUGACGUCGAACUCCUGACGUCAUCCACCACCAAACGUGCGAGUGACAGACGAGCGGAGGACACGAGAGACGAACAGAGGGCAAGGCAACGACGCGAGCAGGGUAGCUGCAACUUCCAGAACGUCAACAUCAGAAAGAAGAAGAUGUCGGGCGGCCCGUGCGAGAAGUUCCAGGCCAACUUUUUUAACAAAAGCAAAUGUCAGAAUUGCUUCAAGUCACGCGAGCUUCACGUGCCCGCGCACCCACGAAUGGAGCACGCCAAGGCGCUGUACGCCGGCUGGCUGUGUUUGGCUCCCGAGGGGACCGACUUUGACAAGGCCACGCAUAGGUCACGGAAAUGGCAGCGUCGUUUCUUCAUACUGUACGAAGACGGCGUCGUGACUUUCGCGUUGGAUGAGCUGCCGAGCACUUUGCCUCAGGGCACGCUGGACAUGAACGCGUGCACGGCCGUGUUGGACGCGGAGGCGCGGACGGGCCAGAAGAACGCCUUGUGCAUCGUCACUACACGCCACCAAGUCUACGUACGCGCCGACAACAAGGACACAAUCGGCGGGUGGAGUGAUCAGCUGACUGUCUUUGUGCAGGCCAACGCCAACAACCUCAAGAAGAAACGUAAAGUAGACACGCACUUUGUACAGGAACCUUCACCUGCCAAGAUGGCGGCCACGGGCCCCAUUUUUCAAGCGCCAGUGGUGGCAGGCAGCAGCCAUUGUCAGGAAGACCAACAGGUUGAGAGGAUCCCCGUCUGGGCUGUAGCAGGAAGUGAACUCGCAGGCCCUCAACAAGCUCUCACAACAGACUGUGAUGUUUGUGAUUUCGGUGACGCACACUCGACAUGUGGAAGUUUGCAUCCCGGCGAUGAUCUGACUGAACAGAAGAGCAAAUUCAUCCAAACGUCUGCUAACAGCAUGGACGCUAACCACAUAAGCUGCGAUUUAGCAGCAGGGAAGCACUUGAUGAGUACCGAGAUGCCCGGCACGGACCCGGAAGUGCGGCUGUACUCGUCCAGGUGGGGCAAGAGUGAUGCCCGCCCCUCCGAGCGGGAGGUAAAUGAUUGCCCGGAUUUGUUAAACUUCAAAAAAGGUUGGCUGGUAAAACUCGACGACGAUGCCCAGUGGAGAAAGUACUGGUUUGUCUUGUCUGCCGACUGCCUCAAGUUUUACAAGGAUGUCGUGGCCGAGGAGGCUUCGGAGCAGGAAGGCGAAAUGGACCUAAGCCAGUGCUUCCAAGUGUCUGAGCAGCAACUCCAUAAGAACUACGGCUUCCAGAUCCACACUCCGAGCAGGCUCUGCACGCUGUCUGCCAUGACGGCAGGAAUACGGAGGAACUGGAUCCAAGCACUGAUGAAAAACGUGCAAACUGCUCCUGAUGUCACCAGUUUAUCAGGCUCGGUGGUGGUUCUCGGCCCUAACACGGAAUCUUUGGUCAAACCGGAUGUGGCUAUCGAUUGGUCCGAGCAGAAUCGGCAUUCCAAGCCCCGGAGUGUUUCGGAGCGUCGGCGCGAAGGCCGCUACAAAACCUUUGACUGGACCGACUUUCGGCCUCCCGGCGGCCCGGCGGCAGAGGAAGACCAGGCUGCGACCCCGGCUCCAUCGGCGGUGCUGUAUGGCGAUCUGGAGAAGAAAAGGAGGAGGGAGGCCAGGAGGAGGCGCUACGAGAGCAUCCUAGGUUUGUCUCCGGGCCGAGAGGUGAUGGGCGACGCGGCGGCCGCCACCAGUCUGAAGGACGAAAUGGAGGCUUGCUGGAAGCAGGUGGAGCGGAAGAACUCCCUCAGGAACGCCAAGCUCCUCGACAUCAACAACGACAACAACAACAACAGCGACUCCAAAUACGACUACAAGAAGGCGUUCGAGGAUCUGAAGUGUCAGCUAGAAUUGUCGGAGCGCGGCAGACGGGAGCUGGAAGCUCGCCUGAGCAUGUGGACCUUGUAUUAUGCGCCCGCAACGUCGGAAUGUUUGCAAAGAUCUAGAGAUGAUGUUCACUCUCUGGGUGAAAAUCCGGCGGUCGUCAUCGCAGGAAGCGGGAUUUUGGAUCCCCAGCGCCUCGUCGGCGAUACGCCCGCAAAGUGGACGCAGGAAACGGACGAUGAUUUACUUCCCGUCUGGUGUGAGAACUUGGCCUCCACGGCGUCGGACAGCUCGGACCUUCCAACGGACGGUGAAGCUCAAAAUGGACCUCUCAACUUGGAGGAUUUCAUGUGUGCCCAACGUGAGCUUCCCAGAAUGGACGACCCACCUUGUCCGGACUCCGAAGGCGACUGCCGGUCCUCCGUGUUGGACGCCCUUGCCGAGACGGGCGGUGACCAGGUGGAUGUCGGGAAGCUCUCCCAGGAAGUGGAGAUCCUGAGCGGCCAGAAGCAAGCCCUCAACCAGCGCAACCAGGAGAUGCUCAACCAGCUGAGCGAGGCCGACCGCGAGAUCCGACGUCUCCAAGAGGAGCUCGGUCGCAGAUGUGCGGAACCGCUUCCCAAAAAGAUAAAGGACCUAGAGCAGGAGCUUCUGGAGAAGGACCAGCAGCUCCUGGAGGCACAGACCCUCAUCACCUCCUUAGAGGACAGGCUGGGAGACGCCGAGGUCCACCUUCGGCGGCAAGAGGAGGACGAGGAGGCAAGCGUGGCGAAGGAUGAGGCGGCGAGCGCGGGCUUCUUACUACGAUGCUUCCAAGCUACCGAGGCCAAGCUGACAGAGCUGGAGAAGAAGCUUGGCCAAUCGGAGCUCAGCUGCAGGCAGCUCCGGGCGGAGAACGAAGCCCUGAGGGAUGCCGGGAAGCUUCACGGACAAAAACAGGCCGACUUCCGGACGCCCGCUCCUAUGGACGGAAGAACGCACCAAAUGCUGGAGUGGAGCAUGCUCAGGUGGAAGGUUCUGGACAGGCUCUUGGAGGUUGUUGACAGACUGGACGCGACAAAGAGCAAGACUGCAAAUGAAGAGGAAGCGCGGCAUCCGGUCGCUUCCUGUCAGCUGAAACUGGAGGAGCUUUGGAGUGCGCUGUUGGACGGCGUCAACGCCAAUGCUUCCCACCCACGAGAACAAGAGGAGGGGCUUCUGAGUGACACGACACCACAGAUGAUUCCUGAAAAUCAAAUCUUGACGUUGGGGCGGGACCUUCUCACGGGAGAUGAUGAUGAGGACAAGCUCACCAGAUUGGACAAGAAAGUAAAUAUUCAGGAUAUUCUCGGGAAUGCCCAACGUGGCAAAGCAUCAGAAAGCGGCAGGAUGACGGACGAUGCCGGGCAUCCCAGUGUGGCGGACGACAGCGGCGUGGAAUUUUUGGGGAUGAUCGCCCAGAUCUUCUCGUCCUGGAUCAAUGUGGCGUCCUCCGAUACGCGGGCAAAACUCGGGAUGACGGCCGAGCGUUUACGCGCCACCUUCAUUUUCUCCACCGAGGCGGCCUUCUGCUAUCAUAUGACCAGCAAGUGCGACCGCCUGCUGGAAGAAAACGCACAACUGCGAAGGCAACUUUCCCACGCCGAGAAGCGAACGGCUGGCGUCGACGCCGGCAGCCAGACGCAACAGGAAACGCAAGAGGAAGGUCAGGAAGUGACGGGAUGCCGGGAGGCGAGUCAAGUGGCCGCUCUGACGGGUCGCGUGACGGAUCUGGAGGAGCAGCUGUCAAUCGCGAGACAAAAACUGAGCUCGGAUGAGAAACAACAUGACGACGAGGUGCAGAACUUGAAGGCGGAGUGCGAGCGUGGACUGGCCGCCAUGGAGGCUUGUCACGUGAAGGCGACAGAGGAGCUCCAGCAGCGACACCUCAAGGAAGUUGACUGCCUUCUGGCUGAGAGGGACAGGAUGCUGAACGAGGAGGCGGUCGCUACGGCAACCGCCAUCGAGGCAAUCGAGCGCGCUCACCGUGUGGAGCUGGAAAAGGAAGUGCAGAGGAGAUGUCAAACGCUCAACGUGACAGGAAACACGCUCAUGGAGGAAGUCUACAAACUACACAGUGAAGAGCUGGCGUCCUGUCAGCGGGAGCUCGAGGAUCUGUCCUAUCGGUUCACGCUCAAGUGUGUCGAGAUUGGUCACAUGACUCAGGAAUUGGAAGAGAAUAGAAAAACGCUCAGUCAACGGCAGCAGGAGAACCAGGAUCUGAUGGAACAAAACCAGGAGCUGAGCACUCACCUGGCGGCCGAGGUCGGUCGACUGACCAAACGGGAAGUACUUCCUUUAAAUCAGGACACCAACGUUUACAAGAUGGAGCUGCUGCUGCGUGUGAAGGAGAGCGAACUUCACAGCAUGAGGCGACAGGUCGCCGCCUUGCAUGACAAACUGUUGGCCGCGCAGCAGGUCAGAGUUUACUGGAGCGAUGAAUGAUGGCACAUCAAGUAGCAGAAAAGUCUGUUGUAGCCCUACCACUUGUUCCUCAUGUAGCACAUAAUGUAUUUCUUAAUUCUUCUCAGGCAACUCUUAAAAGUCCGCUGUGUUGUUGCAUACAUUUUGUCCGUGAUAUUGUAAAUAUUGCUGUCAUUUCUGUUUGAAAAAUGACUUGAACAUAUCAGAAAUGUUCAUAUUUAUUUAUUUGAAUGGACUGUUUUAAUAUUUCCUUCACUCGCAAUAAAGACAAAAAAGUGA
Messenger RNA from Hippocampus zosterae (dwarf seahorse), 4939 nucleotides. RefSeq names its product myosin phosphatase Rho-interacting protein-like. The record is from RefSeq and is a predicted model, not a curated record. Gene Ontology annotation, molecular function: actin filament binding. The coding region runs from base 353 to 4681 and encodes 1442 amino acids. Lineage: Eukaryota; Metazoa; Chordata; Actinopteri; Syngnathiformes; Syngnathidae. Gene Ontology annotation, biological process: actin filament organization. Gene Ontology annotation, cellular component: actin cytoskeleton. The transcript is spliced from 21 exons.